Penicillium paradoxum is the source of this 792-nucleotide messenger RNA. Its product is annotated as DUF3716 domain-containing protein. The transcript has a single exon. Lineage: Eukaryota; Fungi; Ascomycota; Eurotiomycetes; Eurotiales; Aspergillaceae. Bases 1 to 792 code for a protein of 263 amino acids. The record is from RefSeq and is a predicted model, not a curated record.
AUGAGCGUCAACGCGAAAGACACGGAGAUACCUGGGCUUCCGGAUGAAAUCCCAGGUGUCCGUCUCAUCGGACCGUUCCAACCUCCUGGUGAAUGGGCGGAUUAUGUGAUGAGCCUGUGCUGUGACCUCUCGCAGAAAGAGCCCGAUCUCAUGACCAACCUUCUCCGCUACCUGUGCUCGCUGCCGUUCGCCCGUGAGCCCGUUGUCCAUGAGCAUCGGAUGUGGCAGCCGCGUCAGAUGAACACUCUCCUGAGAGCCAAUGUGGCCAACAUCGAGGCCUUUCUCAUCCAGACUGUGGGUGACGUUGCGGAGUUUCCGUGUGUUCAGUGCGCAAACCAGUUUGGUCCAAUGGUCCUUUGUGUCAGUCUCCCCGACACACCCAGCGCUGUUUCUUGUGCCAACUGCCAUUUCGGUGGCCUCGGCAGUCGGUGCUCAUUCAACCCCUCGCCCUCCGCGCCGAGCCCGAUCAAAAUCGAUGAGGCCUAUGGGCAAGGUGCCUCCGCCCCUCGAGGUACUGCGAUUGACCUUCUACUUGGGAAGCGAGCUGAGAUUGCCCACAAUCUUGAAGAACGCGAGCAUGUUGAGUACAACUUGCGUGAAACUUUGGCUAGUAUGCAGGAGACUCUGAAGGCACUCCGUCGGACAAUUAACGAGAUGCAUCGGGGCAUCGCUCAUGAUCACGCGCACGCCGCCUCCAUUGACAAUGCAAUCGAGGCUUUCUACCAGCAAGCGGAGCAGGAUACCGACCUGCAGAUCACCAACUUGGCGCCGGAGGGCAAUUCUCUGUUCUGA